This is a messenger RNA of Cylicocyclus nassatus, 504 nucleotides long. The record is from the annotation of a GenBank genome assembly. NCBI's taxonomy places the organism in Eukaryota, Metazoa, Nematoda, Chromadorea, Rhabditida, Strongylidae.
AUGAAGGAUCGCAGCACCUCGACGCCGCCUGGACGUGAUGCUAAUGCCAAGAAUGUUGUGGUUCACAUAGUUAGCUACAAAAUUCUAACAAGAAUUGCUAGCAUCAAAAUGUUUUGGAAAGCUAUCGUGGUCAUAGUCGCUUGCCUCGCCGAAUUAUCCACGGGAUACUGGAGGGGACACAAUAUCUAUGAGAUGUUGAAUAUUCCCCGACCAUACCCGCCCCGACCAAACCCGCGAUGAAGAGACCCCGGUUUCGAUGGAAGCUGGAAGUUUUGAUGGAAGAUUCUGAACAACUUAGUAGUUUGCAGUUGUAACUAUUAAUUUUUCAGACAUUGAAAGGCUUUGACAAAUUUCUGUUUUUUGUUAUUUUGUUUAGAGAAUACUUGAAAACACUAUUUUUCUUUAGUGAUGAAUAACGUAUGAGUAGAAGCAUCAAAGCUCGUGAUGGUACAUUAAGUAUAGUAAAAACUCUGUGCAAAAAUGUUCAAUGUAAAUGCAGCAAAA